Molecule: messenger RNA, 705 nt
Organism: Acanthosepion pharaonis
Lineage: Eukaryota; Metazoa; Mollusca; Cephalopoda; Sepiida; Sepiidae
Source: the annotation of a GenBank genome assembly
AUGUCUGAGAGAGAGAGAGAGAGACUAAGUUCACGUCUCUCUCAUUCUCUCUCUUUUCCCCUUCCAUCUUUCCCCUCCCCACUCUUUACCACCUCUCUUCCUAUCGCUUUUACUCCAAUUUUCCCCAGUCUGUCUUUAGCUCAAAUUCUCACUUCCUCACUAUAUGUCUCUCUAAUUCUCUUUCCUUUUCUUCUCUGUCAUUCUGUUUCGUUUUUUAACCUUGUCUCCCACGCAAAAUUCUCUCUCUCUCUCUCUCUCUCUCUCUCUCUCUCUCUCUUAUUUUGUCCCUACCUCUUGAUACGUUCGCUGUCUCACUCUUUCUCUCAGGUCUCCUUUAUUCUCUCUCUUUAUCACUUUCUCGUCUCUCCAAUUCACUCUCAUUCUUUCACUUUUUCCCUCUCUCUCAUUCUCUCACAUACUAACCCAGCCUUUCUAACAAACAAUCUCUCUCACUCUUUAACUCGUCCUUUCUCAGUCUCACUUUCAUUUUCUCUCGCUUUCGCUUUCUGUCUCAUUCUCUCUAUCUCGCUUUUUAACACUAUCUUUCUCACUCACUCUUUAUCAUUCAUUUUCAUUUCCUUUAAUUCCGUCUUUCACUUUCUCUCGAUAAUUCUCUUUCAUAUAGACAUACACUCUCACUCUCUCUCUCUCUCUCUUUCACUCUUUUUUCUCUCUCACUUUACGCACGCAUCGGCAAAUAUUUAG